This is a messenger RNA of Megachile rotundata (alfalfa leafcutting bee), 2593 nucleotides long. RefSeq names its product CTP synthase (gene Ctps). Gene Ontology annotation, biological process: CTP biosynthetic process; pyrimidine nucleobase biosynthetic process. Gene Ontology annotation, cellular component: cytoophidium; cytoplasm. Lineage: Eukaryota; Metazoa; Arthropoda; Insecta; Hymenoptera; Megachilidae. The record is from RefSeq and is a predicted model, not a curated record. Gene Ontology annotation, molecular function: CTP synthase activity; identical protein binding.
CGUGUACAUUUUAAAGUGGCGCUAAAUCUCGAUUGCACUUGGUCAAGCUGUUCGAUAUAUUCGUUCGAGUGCAAAUCUGGCUUCCCUGGGGAAAAUGGUGGUCGAGGGGAAACAGUCCCUACCACCGGCCACAAUAACAGAGUAUUGACAGGCAUUAGGCCUUGUUCAGAGGAGGCAUUUUGGAAUAGGAUAAAAAUUUUCUGACUAAAUGUUUAAUUUGGAAAGCAAACAGAUUCCUUUUUGUAACGGGUAGUAACAAUAUAGGAGAUAAUUUGAAAUUCGACUAGAAAUUAUCUAAUACGUAUCGUGCACGGCUACACGAGGAUGGUGGCUCCCUCGGUUCAAAUGUAAAAAGCUGCAAAGAAAGUGAAAUUUGCGAAUUAUCUUUCCGAUUCGGUACAAGACGAAUGUUGAACAAAUAUCGUUGCAAAACGAAUCAGUCGGUUUCUAAAAAUAAACAUUUAUUCUGGAAUAUUUGGUUAUUUAUCAACCUCGAAAAUGUCUUCUGUGAAUUGAGCAUAACGUCUGUCAAUGCUGUUUUGCUUUGAGCAAGUAGUGGGGACCAUUUCCCCUUGACCGCCAUUUUCCCCAGGGAAGCCAGAUUUGCUCUCGUGUGUUCAUAUAUUUGAGACGGCACACGUUCUCAUUGGAUCCGAAUAACAUUCAAUAAAAUCGAGAAUAUCUAAAGACGAGCACGGAUCAAUAUUUACUCGUAAAAUAUGAAAUACAUUUUAGUAACUGGUGGUGUAAUAAGUGGAGUCGGUAAAGGUGUUAUUGCCAGUUCUUUUGGUACUAUACUUAAACAUUGCGGCAUUCGUGUGACAUCUAUUAAGAUAGAUCCUUAUAUAAAUAUUGAUGCCGGAACUUUUUCACCUUAUGAACAUGGGGAAGUAUACGUAUUGGAUGAUGGUGGAGAGGUAGAUCUUGAUCUUGGAAACUAUGAACGUUUCUUAGAUGUGACUUUACACAGAGACAACAAUAUUACAACUGGGAAAAUUUAUCAGCAUGUAAUUUCAAAAGAAAGGCACGGUGAUUACUUGGGAAAAACAGUUCAAGUGGUACCUCACAUAACAGAUGCUAUCCAGGAAUGGGUUGAACGAGUAGCGAAUCAACCAGUAACAGAAAGCAGUGAUCAGCCUGAUGUUUGUAUUGUUGAGUUGGGUGGAACUAUAGGAGACAUUGAAGGAAUGCCAUUUGUAGAAGCUUUUAGACAGUUUCAGUUUAGGGUGAAAAAAGAAAACUUUUGCUGUGCUCAUGUAUCUCUAGUGCCACAACCACGAUCCACAGGAGAGCCAAAAACAAAACCCACUCAGUCUAGCGUGAGAGAAUUACGAGGAUUAGGAUUAUCACCUGACCUGAUAGUCUGUAGAUCGGAAAAUCCAAUAGGAGAUUCUGUGAAAGAAAAAAUUUCAAAUUUUUGUCACGUUGCACCGGAGCAGGUCAUAACUGUUCAUGAUUUAUCGUCUAUAUAUCGAGUACCGCUUUUGAUGGAAUCGCAAGGCGUCAUUGAAUUUUUAAAUGACAGAUUACAACUAAAUAUUGGAAUGCCACGACCAAGAUGUUUCAUGCGAAAGUGGAGAGAUUUAGCAGAUCGUAUCGAUCACUUACGAAAAGAGGUGAAUAUCGCAUUAGUAGGAAAAUAUACGAAACUAGAAGAUUCCUAUGCGUCGGUUACGAAAGCGUUGCAACAUGCCUGUAUACAAGCUGGUUAUAAACUUAAAUUAACGUAUAUAGAGGCUGACAAUUUAGAACAAACAAUGAAAACAACAAAUCCUGUAUUGUACCACGAAGCUUGGCAACAACUUUGUAAAAGCAGCGGUGUCAUAGUGCCGGGUGGUUUUGGUAAAAGAGGCAUGCAAGGGAAAAUGGAGGCAUGUAAAUGGUGUAGAAUAAAUGAUAAACCGUAUUUAGGUAUUUGUUUGGGACUACAAGUAGCGGUUAUUGAAUUCGCAAGAAACGUUUUGGGCAUUGAGGAUGCAAAUAGUAUAGAAAUUGAUCCAAAAACUGAUUAUCCUCUCGUCAUAGACAUGCCAGAACAUAAUCCAGGUCAUAUGGGCGGAACUAUGAGACUUGGAAAAAGACGUACUCUAUUUACAGAUGAUAAUUCUAUUAUAAAACAAUUGUAUGGUAACAAGAACUAUAUAGAAGAGAGGCACAGGCAUAGAUAUGAAAUCAAUCCAAAAUAUAUCGAAGAGUUAGAAGAAGCUGGACUGAAAUUUGUAGGUCAUAACGAAGAUAAACUACGUAUGGAAAUAGCCGAAUUAAAAGAACAUAGUUACUAUGUUGCUACUCAAUUUCAUCCGGAAUAUUUAUCGAGACCGUUGAAACCUUCUCCUCCAUUCUUAGGAUUAAUUUUAGCUAGCGUUGGCAAAUUAAAAUAUUAUUUAGCUAGAGGUUGUCGAUUCUCACCUCACGAAGUCAAUGAUAGUGAGUCAGAUAACGAUUACCUCUAUGAUUCCAUGGCGAAACCAGAACUGAGCGAAACACCUAGUAGAAGUAGUAGCACCACAUCGGGCGUUAAUGAUUGAAUUAGUGUCAUUUACGUUGCGACGAAAAUAUUUUUAACGAUGAAAAUAUAUUAUUUGUAUGUAUG